AUGGAAAAGAAAACUCUCCCUUAUACUAUUCAUGAUUGGUCUAGUUAUUCUGGAAAAUAUCAUCCGUACUAUAUUGCAAAACAUGAACCUCGAAAAGUCGACAGCCGCUGGAGUUGCGCAAACUCAAAAUUCUUUUCAAAAUUAGAUGUGCAGUACGUUCUGUUAAAAUUAAAAGAACCGUGCGUGGUCACGGACAUUUCGUUUGGAAAAUACUGUGCACCGCAUCUCUGUAACUUGAAAGAAUUUGCUGUCUAUGGAGGGAGAGAUCAGUGGCAUCUUCGACUACUUUUAAAAGCAGGUCUUACCAAUGACUCAAAUACAGAAGCCUUCAUCCUUCAGUCGCAAAAAGAAAACCCAAGCCUUUUUCCAUUCGUUUGUAAAUAUAUCAAAAUUGUUCCUUUACAGGCACACGCUCCUGAAUUUAACCUUAGUAUAUGGUAUGUUGAACUUCAUGGAUAUAAUGCUCCCCAUUGUUUGUCGACGAUUGAAAAACAACGAGUUAAGGAACUCGAAACAAAAGCAAUAAAAUAUUUGCUUUCUUAUUUUUUAUAUAAAGGCAACAGUCAGGUCUGUUCAGCUAUUGCUCACCAUUACCAAAUUCCGUAUAUGCUUUCGCCAUUAAACCUGCUUUACAAUGCUAUUUGCGAGUCAGGCGACUUGUGUAAAGCCAUUAUUUUAUUUAAAGAGAAAGUCUGGAAGGAAAUAAGUCAGAAAUGGAGGAAGGAAGCGCAGCCAAAAUUACUUGCUCAGGAGAUAUCUAAGCUCGGACGUGGAUUUGGUUCUCGAAGUGGACACCAGAUGGUUUAUAAUUCCCAAGACAAGUGUAUUUACCAUUACGGUGGAUGGGACGGAAUUGAGACGUUUUCUGACUUUUGGAAAUUCUCCGUCGAAACUCAAAGUUGGAGUCUCUUAGGAUCUAACCAACCUCCAGGAAAACGUGUAUGUCAUCGAAUGAUAUUAGAUUCUUCGCGUCAAUGUAUUUAUUUACUCGGUAACUAUUUUGGCACUGCAGGAGGAAAUCUUGUAAGCCCAGACGUCAAGCCAGAUUUUUGGAAAUACAAUAUAAAAGAAGGAUUGUGGACUUGCUUGUCGAAAGACACGUCUUUAAUGCUAGGUCCAAUGGCUAUCUUUGACCAGGCUAUGGCCUUGAACGAAAAGGAGAAUAUACUGUAUAUCUGCGGAGGAUGCAAAUGGGAUCCAGGGGACUUGGUUUUUGAGACCUUUUAUUUAUAUUAUGUAGAUUAUGGCAUUUGGGAAAGAAAGGUUAUUGCUUUUAAAUCUUUGGAUGCCAAUAUGAAAUUGCUUACCGAAAGGAUGGGCCACUGUAUGGAAUACGCAGUAGAUGAAGGUCUUCUUUAUAUCUUCGGUGGGCAAACGCAUGACCAACAAUUUCUCGCAGACAUGCAUAUCAUUGACACUUCCACCUGGGAAGCACAAAGCUACGACUGGUCUCAACGUGACAAGGAUUGUCCUUAUCCGGCAUUUUGUCAAAGGAGUUCACUUGAUGAAGAAAACAAGAGGAUUUUUGCUUUCUAUGGAUAUGAGCAACGGGAGUAUCACAAAAUAUUACAACCAAGUAUAUGGGCUUAUUAUAUCGAACAGAAACAGUGGAAAAAGGUUAUAGAUAUAAAUGAAAAAAUCGGUGAUCCACAUCCUUGUGCAAGGUUCGGUCAUGCUUUGGCAGUCAAUUGGGAAACUGGAACAUUUUACAUAUCCGGAGGAAAUGCUAGCUCCCAUCCCUUAAAACCGAUGAAACUGAAAGACUUUUGGAAACUCCAAAUCAACGAAGAAUGGGGUCAAGAUACAAUUUAUGAACAGAUCCUAUUAGAACUGUACAUUCAAAGGUUUUACGAGCUAAAAUAUAAGGAUCCAGUAGAGGCCGUAUAUUACCUACAAACUGAAUUACAGCCAAAGUUUAAACAAAGUCAAACGUUUUGGGUUGGAAUCAUUACAGGAUUCGAAGAUUUAAGGAGACUUCGGAUGGAAACUUUUGAAAAAAUUUGUGACCUUCUUCCUCAUUGUGAAGAUGAAAUAAUACCAAGUGACACAUUAUUGAAUAUGGUUGAGCUAUUCUAA
Messenger RNA from Schizosaccharomyces osmophilus, 2076 nucleotides. It is a transcript of the gene mde6, whose product is annotated as Muskelin-like protein. Lineage: Eukaryota; Fungi; Ascomycota; Schizosaccharomycetes; Schizosaccharomycetales; Schizosaccharomycetaceae. Gene Ontology annotation, cellular component: cytoplasm. The transcript is spliced from 7 exons. Gene Ontology annotation, molecular function: protein binding. The record is from RefSeq and is a predicted model, not a curated record. The coding region runs from base 1 to 2076 and encodes 691 amino acids.